This is a messenger RNA of Prunus mume (Japanese apricot), 1024 nucleotides long. RefSeq names its product RING/U-box superfamily protein. Gene Ontology annotation, molecular function: transferase activity. The record is from RefSeq and is a predicted model, not a curated record. Lineage: Eukaryota; Viridiplantae; Streptophyta; Magnoliopsida; Rosales; Rosaceae. Gene Ontology annotation, biological process: protein ubiquitination.
AAUUAGGGUGAUAAUCACUACCACUUACUCACCACUCACAUUUUCCCACCAAUUUAAUGCUGUCUCUGGUGUGAGUAUUAAAUGCAGCAGCUGGAGCACCCACCCACCUUCUCUCCUCUCACCCCCCCAAAAAAAAUCCCACCCAACUCCCAAUGGCUAAAACCCCCCUUCCUCCUCCCCUCCUCUUCCAAUGUCGUCCGCCCCAAACCCCACCCACCCCUCCACCCAAAAUUACCUAACUACCCUCGGACUCGGCUACGGCAUCGCCAUUGCGCUCGGCUUCCUCGUCCUCUUCUCCACUCUCCUCCUGGCCUCCUACAUCUGCUGCCGCGUCUCCCGCCACCACCACCACCCGCCUCCCAAUCCGAACCGGAACCCGAACAACUCCGACGGCAUCAUCCUCCCCCGAAUCAUCUUCGUCGCCGAGGAUGACAACGACCAGCAGCAGCAAGACGACGAUGAGAACGCCGUCGUCGGGAUCCACCAGAGCGUCAUCAACUCCUACCCCAAGUUCUCCUUCUCCAAGGACGUGGCGGCCGCCGAUUCAUCCACGUGCUCCAUCUGCUUGUGCGACUACAAGGACGCCGAGAUGCUCCGGAUGAUGCCCGAGUGCAGGCACUACUUUCACCUGAUGUGCCUCGACGCCUGGCUCAAGCUCAACGGGUCGUGCCCGGUUUGCCGGAACUCUCCGUUGCCGACGCCUCUGUCCACUCCGUUGCAGGAGGUCGUGCCUUUGUCUCAGUACCCUGCCGAUCGGAGAUGGAGGAGGUGACUGAUUGUCCUGAUUGACUGAUAUCUUCUUGGGUUUUAAUCCUUCUAUUUUUUAUUUUUAGUUGUUUGUUUUGGGUUUAGGGUUUUCUGUUUUCUAUUGGUUGUGUUCGUUUGGGAAUUGGGAAAUGUAAAUUUGGUUUUUUCUUCUUCUUCUUCUUCGGGUACUGAUUUUGUGACAUUAGUGAAGUGGGUUAAGCACAAACAACUGUGUCUCAUGAAAUUUGUUUAAUGUUAAUUACUUUGAUUUGGGUGA